CACGUCCUUUAAAUACUAGAGGUAAUAUUGCACGAAACCCAACCUUGAGUCAUUCGCAACUCCCGUCAAGAUUGUGCCCCCUCUCCGUGGCCCUGUGCCUUCUAUACUAAGCCAUUACUCUUACUUCAUUGCACUCGUUUGUCCAACCGCUCGACGUGGUACUCUGUACCAAUUCCAUUCGUUCUUCCUCUUCUGUGACCGUGACACUUUCCUCCUCGCAAGGGACGCGUCCCCCCUCCCCCUUUUUUUCCGAACUGGACCCUCACAAGGAACCCUCGCUUUACGUACAACACAGGCACAUGUUGCUGUCAGGUAGGGAUCGCAGGCAGCACUAAACAAGAGGACCCCUUUUUCUGGAACCCCAGAGAAACCACAGGCAGUCGCCGAGACUCCGCAGGACCCACGAGGGAUCACGAUCACGAUCACGCUCCCCAUCCUCGUCCCCGACACCCGAACUUCAUACCAGACACGUUGAUACUUUAUUCUGAGAGUCAUUGUCCCAACCGACUUAUCGAUUUCUUUUUUGGCGUCCUCAUAACUAAAAAGAAAGACACAAGCGGGGCUCAUCGGUCAAAGCGGUCGGAAUACGAGCUUCCCGCGGGUAUCCGGCCCGUUUAUUCAUACUUGUUGUAUAUCGAUCGAUACAUACCGUUACACGUCGAUAAGCCUCCCGUCCCUCGGGACCUACGUAGUCAUCGACACAACUCUACUCUAACCCAUUGUAUGACUUGACCUCGCAACGACAGUCCCGACCGAACAGUACUUCGGGAACCCUACAUCAAUGGAGCGGACCAUUGGGGCCGUCGGGCUACGGUGGGCAGCCUUCUUCGCCCUGCUUGUCUGCCACCAGGUCCAUGCCUUCUAUAUCCCAGGCUGGUCCGUCAAGAGCUACAAGGAAGACGAGGCCAUCCCACUCCUCGUCAACAAGGUCUACUCGGACAAUACGCAGCUUCAGUAUGCCUACUACGAUCUGCCCUUUGUCUGUCCGCCCACGGGCGAGCACAAGUUCGGCGGACUGUUGAGCGGACAGAGCAUCCCGCUCAACCUAGGCGAGGUGUUGCGCGGCGACCGCAUCAAGGUGUCCGACAUGGAGCUCAGGAUGAAGCACGACUCCGAGUGCAACUUUCUCUGCAACCGCGUGAUUACCCGCAAGGAGCUGAAGCGGGCGCGCCAGCUCGUCCGCGAUGGCUACGUGGUCGAGUGGAUUGUCGACAACCUCCCCGGCGCUACCAGCUUCGUGACGGUUGACAAGACACGCAAGUACUAUGCUGCGGGUUUCAAGCUGGGUUAUACGGAUCUCUCGUCCGGUCGUCCCCGCUACUACCUCAACAACCACCACACGAUCGUGAUUCGGUAUCGCAAGGCCCCCGGCAAGGAUGGGGAGAAGGGAGGCAAGGUCGUGGUUGGAUUCGAAGUGUAUACCAAGAGCGUUGGUCCGGAUGUGAAGAAGAAUGUCGACGGGUGCCCGGCGAAUCUCCACGACGUAGAGCAAAACUUUGAACUCUACCUGGCGCCUAACAAGACGGUGGAGUUGAGCCCCGGGUCAUCAUACUAUGUCGAGGACGACGACACUUAUGACGACGAUGCGAAGCUCACCAUUCCGUACAGUUACUCGGUGUACUUUCGCGAGGAUACCUCGAUCGAGUGGCACAGAAGAUGGGACCUCUACUUUGUCAAUCAGGUGGAUGGCCACAAGAUCCACUGGCUGGCCAUCGUCAACUCGCUCAUCAUCUGCGGCGUCUUGACCGGUGUCGUGUUUAUGGUCGUCGCCAAGACCAUUCGAUCCGACAUUCGGGGAUACAAGGCUCGAUCAGCCGACGUUGAAGCCAAGCGCAGGACCAAGGCCACCUCGGCUACCGAGAAAGUACCGGGGCUUUUGGAACAAGAGGUUGGCCCCGACAGUCUUGCCGACGUCGAUUCCGACGACGAAGCCCUCGAGGACAUUACUGGCUGGAAGCUCCUUCACGCCGACGUCUUCCGCACGCCCGCCUACAGCCACCUCCUCGCCCCGCUGGUCGGUUCCGGAAUGCAACUGCUCUUCAUGGCCAUCGGACUCGUGCUUCUGAGCGCCCUAGGUAUCAUCAACCCCAGCUACCGCGGCGGUUUCGUCAGCUUCGGGGUCGGCCUCUUCGUUUUCGCCGGUCUCUUCUCGGGCUACUUCUCGGCGCGCGUGUACAAGACCUUUGGCGGCCAACGCUGGCGCAAGAACAUGGUGGUCACCGCCGUCCUCUUUCCGGGUCUCUUGUUCUCCAUCGUCUUCGUCCUCAACCUGUUCGUAUGGGCCCAGGCCUCCAGCACCGCCAUCCCGUUCGGCACCCUGAUCGCCAUCAUUUUCCUGUGGCUCUGCGUCCAGGUGCCCUUGGUUUACGUUGGCUCCUGGUACGGCUUCGUGCGCAAGCAAGGCGCUUGGGAGCACCCGACCAAGACGAGCGCCAUCCCGCGCCAGAUCCCCGUCCAGGCGUGGUACCUCCGUGGCUUGAGAACGGUGCUGCUGGCGGGCUUGGUCCCGUUUGCCGUCAUUUUCAUUGAGCUGUUGUUUGUGUUUCAGAGCAUGUGGCAGGACAAGAGCGGUUACUAUUAUGUGUUUGGGUUCCUGGCAGUCGUCCUGGCUCUCCUGGUUGUGACGGUCGCCGAGGUGACGGUGGUGAGCAUCUACAUCCAGCUGUGUGCCGAGAACUACCACUGGUGGUGGCAGAGCUUUUUCAUCGGCGGCGGAAGUGCCGUCUGGGUCUUUAUGUACUGCGUCUGGUAUUAUUUCGCUAAGCUGCACAUCACGGGACUGCUGAGCUCAAUGCUGUUUUUUAGUUACAGCUUUAUGGCGUGCUGUGUGUAUGGGCUAUUGACGGGCACGGUGGGGUUCUUGACUGCUUAUGCUUUUGUCAGGAGGAUAUACGGCGCCAUCAAAGUCGAUUAAACCUGUUCAGUUCUAUUACAACUUGUUCCAAUGUGGGACCAAUGGUUUUUGGGGUGUAACUUUUGUAUUUCCGUCGUGUCCUACCGAUCGGUACCACGACAAUAGCGAGCGGCAUUUCACACGGCGGGUUUUGAAUAUUGAUUCUUACUUUUUUCUUUUUCUUGUCUCUUGGAGUAACUGCGGCGCAAUGAAAGGUUCACUGUGGAGGAGUUUGUCACACGUUGCAAUGACAGGUGGGAGCUUGGGAGUGAUGUCAAGGCAAAAGAAAACAAGAAACAAGAAAAACGACAGAAGAGCGAUGAUUAUACCCGCAAAUUCAGUUAGCGCAUUACUGUACGAGACAUUGACAGGCAUUGAAUAUUGUCGAUAGAUGUAAGGUAGCAAAAUGACUUGACUCUCUUGCCAA
Neurospora crassa OR74A is the source of this 3320-nucleotide messenger RNA. RefSeq names its product multispanning membrane protein. Gene Ontology annotation, cellular component: Golgi apparatus; membrane. Gene Ontology annotation, biological process: protein localization to membrane; vacuolar transport. The coding region runs from base 782 to 2914 and encodes 710 amino acids. The transcript has 2 exons. The record is from RefSeq and is a predicted model, not a curated record. NCBI's taxonomy places the organism in Eukaryota, Fungi, Ascomycota, Sordariomycetes, Sordariales, Sordariaceae.